Molecule: messenger RNA, 1996 nt
Organism: Phytophthora nicotianae INRA-310
Lineage: Eukaryota; Oomycota; Peronosporomycetes; Peronosporales; Peronosporaceae
Exons: 5
Coding region: 352-1323 (323 amino acids)
Biological process (GO): magnesium ion transport
Cellular component (GO): membrane
Molecular function (GO): magnesium ion transmembrane transporter activity
Source: RefSeq, a predicted model, not a curated record
CAAGCAACUGUCACUUUGAUUUUUGACGCCCCUUGGCGGACCAAUCGCGUGUCAGUUCUCUCCCGCACAAGUCGAAAUAUCACAUUUUCGGCGACUCAGAUCUUUAGGCUCAGACCUAUAAAUACUUCCGCAACAGUACGAUCAGGCGCACUCUCGCUGUCUCUCAGUUCCGACGUCAAUGGUGGGCGUGGCGCGCUUCCUGAGCGCCGCAAUAGGCGGCGACGACGACGCUGACAAUGUACAGGGCAAGUGGAUCGGCCUGGCUAUUGUGAUCACCUCGGCGGUGCUCUCCAAUCUCGGCGUGAACGUGCAGAAGCUCUCCCACGUGCGGGUACGAACCUCUCCCUCUUUAUGCUGAUGCGCAUUGAGUGCAGACUCGAGAAACCUGAUAAUGCGUCAAGUGCGCACUCGACAUACGUGAUACUGGUCGAGUGCGCACUCGAUGCAAUCUGUGAUAUUCAGGUUAAAUAUUCGGAUACUUACGCAGAAUCUCUUAUCUUGUACCAGGAGGAAGAGAAGCCUGUAUUCGAGCGACAGACCUACUACACGCGACCGCUGUGGCUCAUCGGCCUGGUGUUGGUCGUUCUAGGCGCCGUGGGCGACUUCGAGGCAUUGGGCUUCGCUCCUCAGGCGCUAGUGGCGUCUGUAGGUGGCGGCUUCACUGUACUAGCCAACGUGUUCUUCGCGCAUCUGUGGCUGGGGCAGAUCUUGACCAAAACGGACGUGCUGGGCACACUUCUCAUCAUCAUCGGCGUCGUGCUCAGCACUGUGGCCAACGAACCGGACGAGCAAAUGUCGCUGGUGGAGUUGGAGAAGCAGUUCUUCCAGUUGGGCUUCCUCAUCUACUUGGGCGUUAUGACGGUCGUGUUGGGCGGCAUUUUCGGGCAGAUUGAAGCGAUUUUGAGGCUUCCAAGAGCGCUGAACGAGAACAAGUACAGAUUGCUGCCCUUCAUGUACGCUACAGCGUCAGGUAUCUUCGGGUCCUUCUCGGUGCUUCUGGCCAAGUGCGCGUCGAUUUUACUGAUCUUGACGUUCAGUGGAGAAAAUCAGUUCGUCUACUUCACGACAUACUUGUUCAUGGGUGGCAUGAUGUGCACACUGGUACUGCAGACGGAUUUACUAAACCGCGCUAUCAUGGCGGGAGACACGCUCAGUGUAUUCCCCAUGUUCCAGUGCUUUUGGAUCGGGCGUCAUUGGCGGCGUGGUAUUUUACGAGAAGUACACGCGCUUCUCCCUCUUCGACUGGCUCUGUCUGCCAAUUGCGCUGGCCUUCAUCAUUAUGGGCAUCUAUCUUUUGGCAAAGCACGGGGAAGGAGAAAGUGACGAUCCGGAUGAUCCGGAGCACCCGACGCCCGGUCACCGUGCACACCUGACAGGCCACUUUGGCGCGCUUAUGCCUCUCUCACCUCAGGGCCACUCGUACUCACGGACGUUCAGUCAUAAAAGCUUCGACGACCGAGACAACGAGACCACUCCACUGCGGUACACACCAUCCAAUGGCCGGGUAAUUGAUCACAGCGGAUACGGAGGUACCAGCGGAUACACUAACGGCAACGACAAAGGUCAUCGAAAUGGCCAUCCAGUUGGCCAUUGGCAUGGUCCUCAAGGUCGGAGGCACCACAGCGAUGAUCUAGAGGAACAACGGUUGUACUGCGGGUCUAUCUAACGCCGAGACCACGCCAGUGGCACUAGUGUGCAUACACUAGCAAGAAGAAAGAAUAGAAGUAGGAUGGAGCGUCGUUACUGGAGAUGGCAGGUCCGCUUGAGACAACUGGACAUGACCCAGACUACGAGACGUACGUGAACAAGUGAAAUUGAUGAUCUGUAGUAUUUGAAUAAUCUGUUUUUCAUCGAGUUGGCAUGGAUAGUGUCGGAAGUGUGCUAUAAUAUGCAACUGAUUUUUUAGCCUUGGCGGUUUUUGUGAGAAAGUAAAGAUUGUAACUCGAUGCCUUUACGCAUCGUGUACAGCCAUCCUGUGCAGCGGUGAGGACGGGGC